Doryrhamphus excisus (bluestripe pipefish) is the source of this 2268-nucleotide messenger RNA. It is a transcript of the gene dusp6, whose product is annotated as dual specificity phosphatase 6. Gene Ontology annotation, molecular function: MAP kinase tyrosine phosphatase activity; protein tyrosine/threonine phosphatase activity; MAP kinase tyrosine/serine/threonine phosphatase activity. Gene Ontology annotation, biological process: positive regulation of apoptotic process; regulation of heart growth; negative regulation of ERK1 and ERK2 cascade. NCBI's taxonomy places the organism in Eukaryota, Metazoa, Chordata, Actinopteri, Syngnathiformes, Syngnathidae. Gene Ontology annotation, cellular component: cytosol; cytoplasm. The record is from RefSeq and is a predicted model, not a curated record.
UUCAGUGAGCGCGAGCAAGGUUCUUAGUGAGGACGUCCUGGCGCCGUAAGAACUGGUCUAAGACUAAGGACGACAACACUGUUGUUGAAGAAGGAAGGAAGCACCGCGUGGACUAGUUUAAGCGGAUUCAUUGACACAUGACUGCAUGAAUGAGCAGCAAGGAGAUUUGAUUCACGGAAUCUUCGCAGCUCGCAAAUCCACACGGAACCAAGCCAACAAACCCAGGGAGCGUUUCUUCGUGGAUCCGUCUCAAUGCUGGACAAGUUCAAGCCCGUGGCCCACAUCGAGUCGGUAAUGGCGAUCAGCAAGACAGUAAGUUGGCUCCGGGAGCAGCUGGAUGCUCGCAGGGACUGUCUGCUGGUGAUGGACUGCCGCAGCCAGGAGCUGUACGAGUCGUCGCACGUCCACAGUGCCAUCAACGUGGCCAUCCCCAGCCUCAUGCUGCGCCGCCUCAAGAAGGGCAACCUGCCCGUUAGAGCUCUCCUCUCCGACGGCCCGGAUCGGGAGAGGUUUGUUCGCCGCUGCAAGAGUGCCACCAUCGUCCUCUACGACGAGUACAGUCGAGACUGGAACGAGAACGUGGACGGAGGCUCCGUGCUGGGGCUGCUACUCCGCAGGAUGAAGGACGAGGGCUACAAGGCCUACUACCUGGAGGGUGGCUUCAGUAAAUUCCAAUCCGACUUUCCCAACCUGUGCGAAACCAACUUGGACGGCUCAUCUAACAGCAGCCCCCCCGCGGCACAGGUGCUGGGACUGGGCGGGCUUCGAAUCAGCUCGGACUCAUCAGACAUUGAGUCCGACGUAGACCCGAGCAGCGCCACCGACUUGGACGGAAGCCCGCUGUCCAACCAGCAGCCGUCCUUCCCCGUGGAGAUCCUGCCUCAUCUCUACCUGGGUUGCGCCAAGGACUCCACCAACCUGGACGUUCUAGAGGAGUACGGCAUCAAGUACAUCCUCAACGUGACCCCUAACCUGCCCAACCUCUUUGAAAACGCCGGGGAGUUCAAGUACAAGCAGAUUCCCAUCUCGGACCAUUGGAGCCAGAACCUGUCACAGUUCUUCCCGGAGGCCAUAGGCUUCAUCGACGAAGCUCGGGGUCAAAAGUGCGGGAUCCUGGUCCACUGCCUGGCAGGCAUUAGCCGCUCUGUGACGGUGACGGUGGCCUACCUGAUGCAGAAGCUCAACCUGUCCAUGAACGACGCCUACGACAUUGUCAAGAUGAAGAAAUCCAACAUCUCACCCAACUUCAACUUCAUGGGCCAGCUGUUGGACUUUGAGCGCACGCUGGGCCUGAAGAGCCCCUGCGACAACCGCAUGGCCGCUCCCAGCCAGCCACUGUACUUUACCACCCCCACCAACCACAAUGUCUUCCAGCUGGACCCCUUGGAGUCCACGUGAGAACUUACCGGCGCUGCCCCUGCCUCUCUCUUUGAAAACCAAGGUUUUGUGGGCCUCUGAGGUCUGGAAACGUUCUGAGAAGUUUCUCUUUUUUGUCCCGCCGCCCCGCCAUGCGACUGGGCUCUUAUUGACACAGCUGGAUGCAGGCGACAGCUGCUGAGCGGUUCUGAAAGGCCGAGGAGGGCCGCUUCUAGAAAGAGGACAAAGUGGACAGUUUUUGUGUAAAAACUGCACUUGGCUCGGUGUGCCAAAGAUUGUUCAAAGUGGACAUUUUGUCUAUGUUUGAUUCUCAACUCAAACAGCUCCAGGACAUCUGGACUCGUCUUCUGUGAAGACUUACCCGGGUGGGGGGCCGACUUAUGCCAGUGUUACGAUGGCACAAAGCGGACCGGUGGAGUCUUUUUAUCAUACAAGUGUACAUAGCGGAGACGGGUGGACAGUGGACACAGUGGGGACUCCAUGUUUGGUCUUUUACUUUGACAUGUUCAUUACUAUGUUGAUUAUGCCAAAAAACAAUCAUAAAGGCGUGUACAUGUGUAACAUAUUUAUGUCAUGUCAGCCAAUGGGCCUUGUUAUUGCACCUCCUUCUUCACAAAUCAGUCCGAUACGGUUAGUUUGCCUUACUUUUAACCUCCAGCGGACACCGACCAUGUGCACUUGUCGUGUGACCCCCCCCCCCCUUGCCCCCUGCAGAGGACUGGUGGUGAUGGUGAUGUGGGUCCCUGGAGACUAACAGCAUCAGGAAAAAUGUGUGUGUGGAGAUGAUGAUGAAAGUAGAAGAAUGUGGAUCCUUCCAUAGCCCUGUCUCCUCCUCCUAUGAAUGUAAAGAAAAUGAUAAAUUAUUAUUAUUAAAUGGAUAUUUUGUCUAUA